GGUUGGACAACAUCCAGAGGGUAAAAUGUCGCAGUACUCCGGAAAGGUGAGUACGAUGAGGAUGAGUAUACAACACGCAGCUUCAGCUUCUGGGUAGAUCCUCUGGAGAGUGAGACCAGUCUGUAGAUCAGCUGUGACCUGGAAGAGAGCGAGUCAGAAGGAAACUCUUUAACCACAGAUAUCCUCAGGUGUUUGAUGGAAACGAGCGAAAGAAUCAGUCUGGAGUUAGUUUUGAAAUUAGAUUUAAAUUCAGAGGAAAACACGAUGAGAUUCAUGUCCUCCAGAUAUCGUCACCUGAAAUCACCUGUUUUCGUUUUUAUUAUCAGAGUUCAGUGAGAUGAUGAUCUGUCCGUCUGAGGUGGCUGAAAAUCUCUCAUAGUUUUAAAGGAUAUCCUUCUCUUUUAUUGUGAAAGUGAUGCUUUUAUUUUUUCGUCUCCUUUAUGUCAGAUUUAUAACAAAUUUGGUUCCUUCUAUUUGAACUUCCUCCCCGGUUAAAAACUAGGAUUUACAGUUCUGGUCUUUACGAACUGAUUAAACUCUUCACCAUGUUGUUUUUAUUUUUAGAUUAUUUUUGGGCCUUUGUGCUUUUAUUUUGAUAGGACAGCUUUAGAGAGAGGGGAAUCGAUCCUAUGACUAGCGUGAUGAGCACGGUGGUCCCUUGACAUGGGGCGCCUGCUCUACUAACUGAUCUGUCAGCGAAAAGAGUGGGGGCGGAGUCAGGGGGUGGGGCUAAAACAUAAUUUGGAACCCUGAAAUGCCAAACCAUGAUUGGCUGUUUGUCCUGGAGGCGGGACUUGUAUUUAAAUCAACCAUCAGGCAACAUUUAACAGGCUGCUCGUAGCUUCUUUGUAUUUCGGUGUGGAACUUUCUGAAUUUGAAUCCUUAUAAUUAAUUCUCUUUCUUAUGUUGUAAAAUAUGAGUGACUUUUGUAAGAGCUUCAGUGAAAAUAAGGAGAUCCUGCUGUCCUUGUUUUCAGAUAAAUCCAGAUUCUGUUAGAGCACAACCCCUUAAAAAUGUUAAAUAAAUUCACUUCUUUUAUGUUUCCCCCCAUGAGUGUCUUUAAGGAUCAAAUCUGUCAGACAAGUGGAAUAAAUAAACAUUACUUUGCCAACAGUGAGGAACUGCAGUGUUCAGGUGGAGAGUAUCUAAUUUUUUCUUCAUGUUUUCUUCCAGAUCACUUUUUUUGAGGGGAAAUGUUUCACCGGCAGGAAGCUGGAGGUCAGAGGAGACUGUGAUAAUUUCCAGGACCGCGGCUUCAUGAACAGGUGACUCUAAAGUUUACUCUUCAGGUUCUCCGAUUCAAGCUCCAAGACCCCAGGAGAGUGCAGAUCCUGGUCUGAGCAUGCUGGUGAAUCUUGUGUGUAGGGACAGUAAAUUUGGAGAAAGUUUAAAUGAGUUAUUUCUGAGGAACAUUAACACUGAAAUUGAGGAAUAAAAGAUUAAAAUACUUCACAGAAAAAAAGAAAGUGUGAUUAAAGACUUGAACAGGAAACACCCUGACCUCCUCGGACUCUGUGAUCCGCUCUAUUUUCAGGGUGAACUCCAUCCGUGUGGAGAGCGGAGCCUGGAUCUGCUUCGACCACCCGGACUUCAAGGGUCAGCAGUACAUACUGGAGCACGGAGAGUACCCAGAAUUCCAGAGAUGGAACUCCCACAACGACCACAUGGGAUCCUGCAAACCCAUCCGCAUGGUACACUUCAUUAACCUUGAUUUCAUAUCACCAGGUCGAACACUUUCCUGCUGUAGAAGACAGUCAUUCAACAAAGUUCACAGAGAGGCAGCAGAAUCAGAAAUAAAUUAUAGUGGUCCAGUUUUACCCUCAUUUGUGGAUGCAGUGAUGAACUGUGUUUGAGGUUAAACAUCAGAUAAUGGAGAUGUGUUAAAAGUUCAUCCUGAAACAAAAACAUUACUUCUGUACUUAUAAAUCGGACUUUGUCUGUUUCGCCCCUCAGCAUGGAGAGCACUAUCGUAUCGAGCUGUUCGAGGCCUGUAACUUCUCCGGUCAGAGUGUGGAGAUCUGUGAGGACUGUCCCUUCCUGCAGAGCCGCGGAAUGUCCAAGAGCUGCAUCAACUCCCUCAAGGUUUUCGGAGACGGAGCGUAAGUCUGACACUCAACACUCAACACACUCACAUGUUUCUGUGUCCUCCUCUUUAGUCUGAUACAACAUACUCACACGUACUCACAGUCAAGACUGUGUUAUAGUUUUGUUAAGUAUAUUUCAGUAUGUUUGUAGGUUUAAAGACUUACAUGUCACUACUAGGUGUUUUUGCCACACUAAUAACUCAUACAGCCAUCCUUAAAAAAAGCUGGAAUAACCCUUUAACAAAGUGCCAGUUCAUGUUCAGAGUUCAGUCCUGCUCCCCAGAGGAUGAUCUGACAAUCACCUGUAUCAGAUUGGCUGCAGAGACUUGUCAGUCUGUCCUCACACAGAAAAAUCUCCACCACUAUUAUAGUUUUAUUUGGCCCUGAGUCUUUAUGAUUGGAUGGUUCAGUUCUUACUCAUCCCUGAUUGGUUGUUUUCUCUGUCCUCAGCUGGGUGAUGUAUGAGGAGCCAAACUUCCGUGGUCGUAUGUACAUCGUGGAGCGUGGAGACUACUGCAGCCAUAACGAGUGGCAGGCCCAGAACCCCAACAUCCAGUCCAUCCGCAGGGUCGUCAACUACUUCUAAAGUCCCUCCCCCUUGGUCUCCCCCACCC
Xyrichtys novacula (pearly razorfish) is the source of this 2698-nucleotide messenger RNA. NCBI's taxonomy places the organism in Eukaryota, Metazoa, Chordata, Actinopteri, Labriformes, Labridae. The record is from the annotation of a GenBank genome assembly.